Molecule: messenger RNA, 922 nt
Organism: Magnolia sinica
Lineage: Eukaryota; Viridiplantae; Streptophyta; Magnoliopsida; Magnoliales; Magnoliaceae
Exons: 8
Coding region: 16-885 (289 amino acids)
Biological process (GO): nuclear-transcribed mRNA catabolic process, deadenylation-dependent decay
Cellular component (GO): CCR4-NOT core complex; P-body
Molecular function (GO): molecular adaptor activity
Source: RefSeq, a predicted model, not a curated record
UUCUUUCAGCUUUGCAUGGCUCGAGUUGGUGAGCCACCAAAAUUGCUAACAAUCAACUCUCAGAAGGAUUGGCCUUUGGUUCAGCGCCUACUUGUUGACUUGUUCAAAUUCAUGGAGCCAUACUUGAGGAAUGCUGAACUUGGGGAAUCGGUUCACUUUCUGUACAAAGGCACUCUAAGGGUGCUCUUGGUACUGCUUCAUGAUUUCCCGGAGUUCCUUUGUGAUUAUCAUUUCAGCUUCUGUGAUGUGAUUCCCCCCAGUUGCAUUCAAAUGCGGAAUGUUAUUCUAAGUGCAUUCCCACGAAACAUGAGGCUGCCCGAUCCUUCUACUCCCAACUUGAAGAUUGAUUUGCUGGCUGAAAUCAGCCAAUCACCACGCAUUCUCUCUGAGGUUGAUGGUGCUCUGAAAGCAAAGCAGAUUAAGGCUGACAUUGAUGAGUAUCUCAAGGAAGAUUUAUGGCAGGCUGCAUUUCCGGUUGGCACAGAGGAAAUAGUACCACUAAGAAAAAUCUGUUGUCGGCCUGAAACUGAUUAUCGGUUGCAACGACUGCAUGCUUCCAAGGAUUCAGCAUCUAUGGGGCAACGGAACAUGAUGAAAGAUCCUUCUUUGGUGUUUAAUUGUUGUUUUUUUAUUGGCAGUGAGAUCACGAUAGAGUUCAACGAUUGCUCAAAACAAGUUCUUGAAAUGGAAUCAAUGCUUUUGAACCCAGAUUUCUGUCGAGAUGACCUUGCCGGUCUGCUGAAGGCAGUUCAAGCACAGGAAAAGCAGAAAUUGCAUCUGGAUUUGAAUCAAUUGUGCCUAAAUUUAGGCCUACAAGCACUUCAGCCUUUUGACGCCACUCAUGCUAGAGUAGACCAUAUAGAGGAUUUGUUAUUUUUAUUAUAAUUCAAGACCAUUUUCAAUUUAUUAUAAUAAAUAUUAU